Symbiodinium sp. CCMP2592 is the source of this 1401-nucleotide messenger RNA. The record is from the annotation of a GenBank genome assembly. NCBI's taxonomy places the organism in Eukaryota, Dinophyceae, Suessiales, Symbiodiniaceae.
AUGCCAGCUUUUUGCCAAAGAGCUGGAAGGCAGACCUUGCAGCUUUUUGUGGUACCUUGCGGUACCAUCGGGCGGUGCAAGAUCGCACGAGUGGAGCGUGCUUGCCUGCUCUUGCUGCUGUUGCUUUUGGAGCUCUCUCUCAGAACCUUUCGCAACUCCGCGCUCUCCGAGGUUCUCAUCCAUGACAAGUCCCGGGCCAGGUUCGUGCGAAAUGAGUGGAACUCCCUGGCCGUGCAGCUUGGCGCCGCUUCCUUCCACGUGCUGAUACCUGACCUGCACUCCGCUCCGGAAGUGCUUAGACCCGGAAAGUUGACGGGGGAGACUCUUCGCGAAGUGUUCGCCCGGACGCUGUGCUCACGGAAUCGCAUGAUUCCUGCGCGGUAUCAUUCCGUGAUCCGGCCGAAGGCCAUCGUCAUGGGGUCGUCGUGGGGGGCCGAUAUGGCAGCAGAGGUGGCAGCGCUGGAUGAUGUCGUGGCAGUGGCCCUGGUUACCCCGCAGAUAGGUGCGGAGCACCUUCGGUCACUUCAGAACAUCCAAGGUCGAGUAGUCAUCUCAGACCUUGAUCAUUAUUCUAUGUGCUAUGCUCCGGCACUUGUGGGUGGAGGUUUAGGCCCUACUGGAGGCCAUCUGCAAUGUGAUGCAGGCACCUACUUCUUCACGGAGUCGCCCAAGUUCUGCUGCAACAACCCCCGCAUCGACCUCAACGGCUCGACAGUGCUGGCGAAGAAAUCUCAACUUUGCGGCGACAUUCUGGCAAACUUCAAUGAGAACAGCCAGCAGAUCAAGUUUGUAAGAGGUCCGGCGGCCAAUGCCACGCAGGAGCAGCUAGACGUGCUGGCGACGGCUGGACGUGGUGACAUGGUCCCUACUGCCGUCGGGUUCAAGGCCGUCAAGAAGGACGAAGAAUGGCAACGUGUAACGCAAGCGAUUUGCCGGGGCGAUCGAGCCACGCUCAUCACCUGGACUCACGACGGCAAGGAGGACGAAUCACAGAAGGCGGAGCUUUGUCCGACAGGAACUGUUCCAGUCCAGGGAAGGGGGUACAUGUCCUUCGCGUGCGAUGGCCAUGUCAUCAAGGAGAGGCGCUACCAUUGCUGCAACGUGAACGGCCAACUGCAUUGCUCCCCGAGUCUGGUGGAUGCGACAUCCAUGGACCCACCAUGCGACUGCCACCAGAAUGAUGUUGCUGUCGCAUUGGCAAAAACUUCCCCUUCGACAGACGGCAAGGUACUUGACCUUGCCAGCGCCAAGCAGCAGAUCGAGUCAGCGGCGACAGGGCUCGAUAUUCAGUGGAUCGAAGCUGACGCUGACAGACAUGGGGUUAUCUCAAAUUUCGAGCUGCCCCUGGUGGAAUUCGCGGAAUCCGCACGAGAGCUCUUCGUUCAUGGUGGUGAGCUUUAA